This is a messenger RNA of Pelodiscus sinensis (Chinese soft-shelled turtle), 678 nucleotides long. RefSeq names its product ATP synthase peripheral stalk subunit F6 (gene ATP5PF). Gene Ontology annotation, cellular component: proton-transporting ATP synthase complex. Gene Ontology annotation, biological process: proton motive force-driven ATP synthesis. NCBI's taxonomy places the organism in Eukaryota, Metazoa, Chordata, Testudines, Trionychidae. Gene Ontology annotation, molecular function: proton transmembrane transporter activity. The record is from RefSeq and is a predicted model, not a curated record.
GGAAAAUAAAGAGAAUCACCCCUCUGCCUCCUCCUUCUGCCCCCCCUCCCCGGGUGUCGGAGCUGGGCAGAGCACCACAGCAAUCCAGCACCAGAGAAAUUGACAGACCAGGCAAACAGAAAGAGCUUAGAAAUCCACAUGGCAGCUGAAACCCUCUGAAAGUUCAUCAUGAUUCUCCAACAGCUAUUCAGGUUUUCCUCUGUUUUCCGCUCUGCCAUCUCAAUGCACUUGCGAAGGAACAUUGGCUUUUCUGCUAUAGUAUUUAACAAGGCAAAAGAACUUGAUCCUGUUCAGAAGCUCUUUAUAGACAAGAUCAGAGAAUACAACGUAAAGAGCCAGAAAAGUGGUGGUCCAGCUGAUGUAGGCCCUGAAUACCAGAAAGACAUGACUGAAGAAAUUUCCAAAAUUCAGCGGUUGUAUGGUGGGGGAGACCUGACAAAAUUUCCAGACUUCAAAUUUGAGGAGCCCAACUUUGAAGAAUCACAAAAAUGAUAUGGUUGAAGUCUGCAUUCCAAGCAAGGAUGUCAUCUUUCUCAUGGAGCUGUUAAAUAGACGAGCAGUUGUAAUUUAAUGUGGAAUUUCACUUUCUAAUACUUAGACUGUAUUGAGUUCAAGUCAAACAAGUACAACCUGAUCCUUGUGAAUUGCCAUUCAUAAAAUUCACUUUUGGAAACCUAA